Messenger RNA from Penaeus monodon (black tiger shrimp), 5710 nucleotides. RefSeq names its product testin-like (gene Tes). The transcript has 10 exons. Bases 252 to 2588 code for a protein of 778 amino acids. NCBI's taxonomy places the organism in Eukaryota, Metazoa, Arthropoda, Malacostraca, Decapoda, Penaeidae. Gene Ontology annotation, molecular function: zinc ion binding. The record is from RefSeq and is a predicted model, not a curated record.
CCUAUACUUUCGUCUGCAAGAUGGCCACAGCGCAGACUCGGGCCUCGCGGUGUGGCGUUUGAAACCUUUCCCCCUCCCCCCUGAGAGCUUCCCUGCCUCGUCCAGCCUCACACUUCACGGGGCGAGGAGGACCGUACGACGCGUUUCCUCCGGGCGACGAUGAGCGUGUAGAUCGGCGUGACGCGAGAGUGAAGGCGCUGAGAAGAGUCGUCGUUACAGCGGUGGGGUCGAGUAAGAAUUUAGGUGCCAAGAUGUCAGCCGAAGCCGAAGUAAGCAGCGUCCGUCCCAACCCCUACAUCUUCGACAUAGAAAAUAGAAGGAAACGUCGACCGAGGCUUGCUCAUGAGAUCGGGGCUGGAGCCAAGUGCAAGAAAUGUGGAGAUAAAUGUCCCGGAUUUGAACUACAUUUUUGGAGAAAGUUGUGCAUGAAUUGCCGCUGUGGUAUAUAUGAUCACGAAGUGGAAGAGGAUGACGAAGACAUCGGACGAAUUGUCAUUGGCAAGUUGUUUGACCGACCGCCUCGGACCAAGAAAGAGGAGCUGGAAUACUGCCAUGGAAACAAUUUGGAAAUGAUCAAUGAAGAGACGGGAAAAGCAGAGAAUGUCAAAUUUGAUUGGGUGCCACCAAACGUGGAGAAGUCUUUGGCUUCCAGAUACAUGUCUUUGAUUCCUGUGGAGAAAAGGCCUAUUGCUGGCACUGAGGCAGCUAAAGAACGCAAACGUCAGCUUGAGCAGCAGCUGCCCCUGUAUGACAUGGAUGCUGCACAGCGUUGUGAUAACUUGCCUCCUGAGGAGUUGCAGAGCUUCCACGCUUACCUCGAGCGCAUCAAGACCCAAGUGGCUGGACAAGGCAUGGUACAAGAAAUUGUUGGAGCUCCCGUUUCAAUGGCACAGCCUCUGCACUCCCAGAGGAUGCCUGGCUCUAGUGCUCCAUUGAUGACAGGUGAUAUUGAUGCUAAUGGAAAUAUUGGAUAUCAGCCUGAUUCUCCAGUGGGUCAGAUGAUGCCUCCUGGUUCCUACAUGCCACAAGGUAACAUCCCAGGGCCACAUGGGCAAUACAGCAGCCCAACUGGCAACCAGCUUGAUGACCAGGGGAACGUCAAAGGGCAGGAUCCACGCCAUCAGUUCCUGGGUGGAAUGAUUGAGGAACCUUACCUAAAUGUGACCAGCAGGCCAGAGGAUCCAGUACACAGCGAGGCUUAUGGUGGGAAGCUUGGCACCAGCAGGCCCCUCACAAGCCUGGCAAGGAACCUGCCUCUAGAUAAUGUUACAGCUGGGAUGGCUAAUCUACAAGUGCAACCACAGGGACAGGGAACUGAACAGGGCUACAUCCCAGGACAGGAGCAUAUUCCUGGUCAACUUGGUGGCUAUGUACCAGGACAGCCAGGAUAUAAACCAGGUCAACCAGGCUCUCUACCAGGUCAACCAGGAUAUAAACCGGGUCAACCUGGCUCUCUACCAGGUCAACCAGGUUAUACAUCAGGACCGGCUGGUUCUCAGCCAGGUCAGCCAGGGUAUAUAGAAAGUCAGCCAGGCCAACCAGGAUAUGCUCAAGGUCAGCCAGGCCAACCAGGAUAUGCUCAAGGUCAGCCAGGCCAACCAGGAUAUGCUUAUGGCCAGCCAGGUCAACCUAGAUAUACUCACGGACAACCAGGUCAACCAGGGUAUGCUCACGGACAACCAGGUCAACCAGGAUACACGGCAGGCCAGCCGGACCAACCUGGAUGCAUUCCGGGGCAUCCGGGUCUGCCAGGGUAUUCACCAGAGAAGGGAAUGCAGCAGCAGAUGCCUCUGACGCCAGGGAGCAUCACCGCAGUGGAAGCAACGCAGGCUCCCUAUGGCGCACGUGUGGACACCCUGACAGGUGGGUCCUCCAUUGCUCCAGGGCAAGACGUGAACGUUCUCUUCCCAGGGGAGAGUCAGAUCAUCGGUUCCCAGCCAGGCAGCGCCACCCCCUCGGGACAGAAGAGCAAGUUCUCCUGCCAGUAUUGCAGCCUCCCCAUGAAUGUUGGAGAUGUGGCCAUCUUCUGCGAGCGGGCUGGGCAAGAUAAGUGCUGGCAUCCUGCUUGCUUCUGCUGCUUUACAUGUAAGGAGUUACUGGCUGACUUGAUCUACUUCUACAAGGAUGGGAAAGUGUUCUGCGGACGUCACUUCACCGACGCUGCAGAAAUGCCGAGAUGUAGAGCUUGUGAUGAGCUGAUAUUUGGCAACUCGUGGACGAGGGCUGACGGAUAUGACUGGCAUAUCCACCACUUCAGCUGCUAUAUGUGUGAUUUGGAAUUGGCUGGACAGCGCUACGUUCCGGACAAAGAAGGAUAUCCGUAUUGUCUUCCCUGCUACAUGGCUUGCUUGGCCAAGAUGUGUGAGGCCUGUGAAGAGAAGAUAUCCCCAGAGAUGAAUCGCUGCGGACAUCGAGGGUAUUUUUACCAUGCCACUCCCCAGUGUUUCAAAUGCUACUCCUGCAAGCAGCCGCUGAUGGGUAAACGUUUCAAAAUGUCCAAGAAUUGGGUUUUCUGCUCCAACGAAUGUAUUGAAGUGGCUGCGGAAGCCUUGGCUGUUAACCCAAACCCCAAAAUAAAGCCAGAGUAAUAGAGCGGGGGGAUGUAUGGUCAUGUUUUACUUAAAUACAGUGAAAAAGGUAUGGCUUUAUAAUGAGAAAUGGUCGAUAACACACUAUAUUCUAGGUAAGGGAUUUUAUUUUUUACCCUUUUUUCUCGCUUUGUGAUGAUAAAUGAUGUGAUACUUACUACUUACAUUGACAGAUGAUGUGUAAAGAUGGUCCAGUAAUUACUAUUCCAUAUUUAAGUUUUAAUGAAAACAUUGAUUGUGAUAAGGUUGAUAUCCAUUACCUCUACAAACCACAGGUUGUUUUGAUUGCAAUAUUUUGUAUAUUUUAUAUAAUAGAACCAAGUCUGUAGUAUGCAACGCUAAGGUCACAUGCAUCUAAAAGUGCAAUAGUAUACUUAGGAACUCAGUGAAUCAUUGUUUAUUUUUGGGAAAGAACAGCAAAAAAUUAAAUUAUAAAUGAAUAUGCUGUAUCAUUUUUUUUCUUUUUUGUAUUGGUAUUCAGUUGUAUUGCUUUAUUAUUGUUGUUAUCUUUGUAUCAAUAUUAUUAUUAACUUUGUAUCAGUAUUUUUAUUAGUCAAUGUUAUUAUUAUUAUUAUUAUUAUUAUUAUUAUUAUUAUUAUUAUUAUUAUUAUUAUUGUUACUAUUAUUAUUGUUAUUAUUAUUAUUUUUUUUUCUUAUUUUUUUAUUUUUUUCACCCUCUCAUUGUCAUCAUCAUCAUCAUCAACAUCAAUGUCAUCAUCAUUGUCAUCAUCCUCUACACCAAUGUUAUCAUUAUUAAUGUCAUAACUGCAUUUUUAUUAUUAUUAUUAUUUUUAUUUUUAUCAUCAUCAACGUCAUCGUCAUCAUCCUCUACACCAUUGUUAUCAUCACUGAUGUCAUAACUGUGUUUUAUUAUUAUUAUUAUUAUUAUUAUUACUGCUACUAUUGUUAUUGUUUUAUUUCUUAUUCAUUAUUCAUUAACACACUAUACAGAAGUAUGGAAACAGACGUAAAACUUGAAAAUGGUGAGGAAGAGGAGGAGGAGGGUUGCUAUAAAUUUUGCUAUUGGUAGUAGCAUUGCUAUUUCUAGUGUUUGGCACUAUUAUCAUAAAUAUGGUUUUCUGUAAUGAUUAUUAUUAUUAUAAUUGUUAUAGUUAUUAUUGUUGUUGUUAUUAUUAUUAUUAUUAUUAUUUAUUAUUAUUAUUAUUAUUAUUAUUAUUAUUAUUAUUAUUGUCAAUAAACAAUAUCAUUAUAAUUGUCGUCAUAUUCGUAUUCGUCUUUGUCAUCAUCAUCAUCAUCAUCAUCAUCAUCAUCAUCAUCAUCAUCAUCAUCAUCAUCAUCAUCAUCAUCAUCAUCAUCACCAUCAUCAUCAUCAUCAUCAUCAUCAUCAUCAUCAUCAUCAUCAUCAUCAUCAUCAUCAUCAUCAUCAUCAUCAUCAUCAUCAUCAUCAUCAUCAUCAUCAUCAUCAUCAUCAUCAUCAUCGCUAUUACUUUUACUAUUACCAUUACUGUUAUUAUUAUUAUUUUCAUUAUUAUUUCUGUCACUAUCUCUUGUGCCAUCCUGAGAAUUGCCCAUUGACGCCCGGUACAUGCACUGACCACUCGUAAUUUUUUUUACCCAGAUGCUUUUACAAGUACUUAGGUAUUAGCGAGGUCUCUGGACUCGCAGUCUCACUCGUUUCCUUGCAUUCAUGGAAUUUUUGGGAAAAGGGUUCUUUUAUUUACUUUUUUUUAUAUCCUUUAAAUGUUAUUGUUGUUUUUGUAUUCGCUAUAAUGUAUUGACGGUAAUAAAAGUGAGAAAAAACAAGAUUCUUCUUAGAUAUUCUGGAAGUUUGAUAUUUUGGAUGUUUUUAGAUAUUUCGAGAAAUAGGGUAAAUGGGUGAGGUCAAGUCAGGUCAGUAAUUGAUUUCGUGGUGAAUAAACACCUCAAAAAACGUAUAUGCAUAAACAGUAUAACCGAAACAAAGUGGCAGAGUACAGUGCAUGUAAAUAUACGCAGUCCUGGUAUCAAGUUACGAGAUGUAAUUUCAGUGCACGUUCUUGCAUAGUAGACUUUUUCUGACAGCGCUUAUUAUGAUUUUUUUAUUGCGAUACUUUUGAUUGCUCCAUUUUCUGUGCCAUUGCAUCAUUCUGUUAUGUUCAGUAGGUUUGAUUGAUUUUAUUGACUUGCAAAGAAUAUUGUGUAUACCUUUAUUCUGUGAUUUUUUUCCCUUGUGAGUGCUAUGAUGCUUUAUCCUUAGGCAGCUAUUGAUUAUUCAGUCACAGAAUUAGGUUGAAAUGGACAAGUGAUGUUGCAGAUAUCACUGCAUCAUUACCUUUCUUUGUGCUUGUCAGAAAAAUGUGCCAUUAUUAAUGGAUUUUUGAGAACUUCUGUAGUUUGCAGAGUUUGCAUGAAGGAUGAUUUAGACGUGAAUAUUUUUAUGAAUUUAGAUUAAUGAAAUUUGGCAAAACUGUGAUUUUAUUCCAGUCACUUAGAAUAAAGUUAAAUGAGUCUGACAUUACAGGUUUGUUAAAUGUUGUGAGAUAUAAACAUAUUAUAUAUUAUAUUCGGAGAUUAGAAUUUAAGUGUUUGUCACUUUGAUAAUGUGAAUAUUUAGACCCACUGCUGAAAUUAGGAGUACUUGUUCAUCUACACCUUUUUUAUGAUAAUAUUUCUUUUUUUCCAGUGGAACUAGUUCUCUUUAGCUUUUCUCAAAUUCCAAUCAGGUUGUUUUUGGUGAACUUUUGAUAUGUAGCGAAGACUUUUCGUUUAUAUCUUUUGUAGUAUUUUUUAAAGCUUGGUAUUGAUGGUUUUCGUUCAGUUUUUGAAAAGAAGGAAAAAUAUACGUAUACUUUUGAGUUGUAGUUUCUUCAUAUAAAAUAAGCUGCUUUUUGGGGGGAACUGGAGAACCAAACUAUGUUGUAUUUUAUAUAUUACUGUUUGUUUGUAACAGUUGAAAUAAUAUUCUGUGAAAUAUAUUAGACAAGGAAACAGUGUUUGCAAUUUGAAAAUGCUGUUUGGGUGAUUAUAAUUGCAUAUCAGUGCUAGUAGUAGCAUUGACGUUACUUGUGUUCCUAGUUACUUUUCUGUACUUGUAUGAAGUGUCCUUAAAUGGGAAGAAGAGUAUCCAUGUGUAUGUUUAAAUUUAAUACAGGUUAAUGAAAUAAAAGAGUUAUAAUUCUUCA